CCGGCGGCCCGAACCUCGGCGGCGGCGGCGGCAGCGGCAGCGGCGGCGGCGGCGGCAGGAGCGACGGCGGCACUGACACCUCCCACCAUGGACAGCUUCGACUUAGCCCUGCUCCAGGAAUGGGACCUCGAGUCGCUGUGGGGUGAAGACAUCUUAAACCAGAGGAACGAGCCCCUCGUUGUGGAGUUUCAGUCUUCAGCCAGCAGAUGCAGGAGUGUCUAUGAGCCUGAUAGAAAUGCCCUCCGGAGGAAAGAACGAGAAAGAAGAAACCAGGAGACCCAACAGGAUGUCAGCACAUUUGCUUCCAGUUAUUCUCUGUUCAGUGAGCCCUACAAGACCAACAAAGGGGAUGAGCUCUCCAACCGGAUCCAGAAUACUUUAGGCAAUUAUGAUGAGAUGAAAGACUUUUUAACUGAUCGAUCCAAUCAGAGUCAUCUUGUUGGCGUCCCUAAACCUGGGGUUCCGCAAACGCCGGUAAACAAGAUCGAGGAGCAUUUUGUUCCAGAUUCAAGAGCCCAGACCCAGCCCUCCUCUGUUUGUAGCACCACAUCUUCCACGCCUGCAGCUGUCCCUGUGCCACAGAGCCGGAGGAGCACCAUGGGCUGGCAGAAGACGGGGCACCCGCCGCCUGAUGGCCACCAGAGAUCAACACAACAGGGCUCUCUGAGGACCUUGCUUGGAGAUGGUGUUGGCAGACAGCAACCACGGAGCAAACAAGUGUGCAACGUAGAGGUGGGGCUGCAGACCCAGGAAAGGCCACCUGCCAUGGCAGCCAAGCACAGCAGUGGCGGCCACUGUGUUCAGAACUUUCCUUCGUCCCUGGCUGCAAAACCCAGCCUGGUCCAGCAGAAACCUACGGCGUAUGUGCGCCCCAUGGAUGGCCAGGAGCAGGCUCCUGAUGAAUCUCCUAAGCUGAAAUCCUCUGCGGAAGCUGGCGUGCACUGCACCUCCUUCAGGGGAGUCCCCGCCACCAAGACAGAGUCAGCCAGAACCAAAACCAAGCUUUCCAAGUUCAUCCCCAAGCAGGCAGAGGAGAACAGAGCUGCAGAAAGCAACAGCUGUGUUGAAGAAAUCAUUCGGGAGAUGACCUGGCUCCCCCCACUUUCUGCUAUUCAAGCACCUGGCAAAGUGGAACAAAGCAAAUUUCCAUUUCCAAAUAAGGACUCUCAGCUUUUAUCCUCUGGACUCACCAAUCCAAAGAAAGGUGGUGCGGAGCCAGAGAGCCCAGACAAUGGCACGUCCAACACAUCAAUGUUAGAAGAUGACCUGAAGCUAAGCAGUGAUGAAGAGGAGAAUGAGCAGCAGGCAGCCCAGAGAACAGCUCUCCGCGCUCUGUCUGACAGCACCACGGUCCAACAGAGCAGUUGCAGAGCCUCCGUGCCUUCCAGCAAGGGCAGCAGCAGUGGCAGCAGCAGCGGUAGCAGCAGCUCCUCCAGCGACUCGGAGAGCAGCUCUGGAUCCGACUCGGAGACAGAGAGCAGUUCCAGCGAGAGCGAGGGCAGCAAGGCCGCCCACUACUCCAGCCCCGAGGCCGAGCCAGCAUCCUCUAACAAGUGGCAACUGGAUAAGUGGCUCAACAAAGUUAAUUCCCACAAGCCUGCCAUACUGGUCCAGAACGAAAGCCAUGGACCCGAGAGCGGCCAGUACUACCCCCCGGUGAAAGACGAGGUGCAGGACUGUGGGAAGCUCCCAGAUGUGUGCCCAGCCAGUCUGAGAGAGAAGGAGAUCAAGAGCACCUGCAAGGAGGAGCAGAGGCCGAGGACAGCCAACAAGGCGCCUGGGAACAAAGGAGUCAAACAGAAGUCCCCUCCAGCAGCUGCAGCAGCAGCCGUGACCGUGACUGCAGCUGCCCCACCGCCAGCAGCUCCCAGCACCCCAGUGGACGGCACAUCAGCACCCACCCGCAGAUCCACGGGCAAGAAACCCACACGGCGCACAGAGAGGACCUCAGCUGGAGAGAGCACAAACUGCCACCGCCCCGAGGAGCCCACAGCUGUAGACUCGCUGGGGACAAGCUUGGUGGUGCCCCCAGAGUCUACCAAAGCCAGGCCCUGCGGCAACAGCAGAACAGGCCACCGUAAGGAACCACGCUCCUCGGUGACCUUCGAGAAGAGGCGCACGCGGGGGCUGAGCAGGAUCAUCCCCAAAUCCAAGGAGUUCAUUGAGACAGAAUCGUCCUCUUCAUCCUCCUCCUCUGACUCGGACCUGGAAUCAGAGCAGGAGGAGUACCCUCUGUCCAAAGUGCAGACUGUGGCCAGCUCAUCCUCCUCUGCAAGUGACCAGAGGCUAAAGGAAGCAGCCAACAGCAUCAGUGCCGGUGGUGGAGCCCGGGCCCCUGUGGGCUCCAUUAACGCCAGGACUACCAGUGACAUCGCCAAGGAGCUGGAGGAACAGUUCUACACGCUGGUCCCCUUUGGCCGCAAUGAACUGCUGUCCCCCUUGAAGGAUACUGAUGAGGUCAGGUCUCUCUGGGUCAAAAUUGACCUGACCCUCCUGUCCAGGAUUCCAGAGCACCUGCCCCAGGAGCCAGGAAUCUUGAAUGCCCCUGCAGCCAAGGACCCAGAGAGCACGCUGCCAGCAUUGGACACACCCCCUGAAAAGACUCUGCCAAAAUCCAAGAGGAAACGCAAGUGUGACAACGAAGACGACUAUCGGGAGGCAAAGAGAGCCCAGGGAGACAAAGAGAGCUCCUCGCGACUGAGUGCCUCCACCAGUGCUGCUCUGUCUGCAAACCACUGCGCCAUGAACAUCAACAGCUUGGCCAUACCAAUUCAUAAAAAUGAGAAAAUGCUCCGGUCGCCCAUCUCACCUGUCUCCGAUGCAUCAAAACACAAAUAUACCAGUGAGGACUUGACCUCCUCCGGCCGCCCACAUGGCAACAGCAUGCUCACGUCCACCUCUUCCAACAAGAAGCCCAAGGCUGACAGCCAGCUCCAGUCGCAUGCCGCAGACCUCACGAAAGCAGCUCACAGCUCUGAAAACAUCCUCCUCCACAACAAGGCACGGCCGCAGACGGAGCCUUGGUCCCCAGGAUCUAACGGCCACAGAGAAUGCAAGAGGCAGAAGCUCAUCUUCGAUGAUAUGCCUCGCAGUGCGGAUUAUUUUAUGCAAGAAGCUAAACGGAUGAAACAUAAAGCAGACGCAAUGGUGGAAAAGUUUGGGAAAGCCCUGAACUAUGCUGAAGCAGCCUUGUCGUUUAUCGAGUGUGGAAAUGCGAUGGAGCAAGGCCCCAUGGAGUCCAAAUCCCCCUACACCAUGUACUCAGAAACGGUGGAGCUCAUCAGGUAUGCUAUGAGACUAAAAACCCACUCAGGCCCCAACGCCACUCCAGAGGACAAGCAGCUGGCUGCAUUAUGCUACCGCUGUCUGGCUCUCCUGUACUGGCGGAUGUUUCGCCUCAAAAGGGACCAUGCUGUCAAGUAUUCGAAAGCGCUCAUCGACUACUUCAAGAAUUCAUCAAAAGCUGCCCAGGCCCCAUCCCCGUGGGGGUCCAGUGGAAAGAGCACUGGAACCCCAUCCCCCAUGUCUCCCAACCCCUCUCCCACCAGCUCCGUGGGGUCUCAGGGCAGCCUGUCCAGCGCCAGCGCCCUGUCCCCGUCAACCAUCAUCAGCAUCCCACAGCGCAUCCACCAGAUGGCAGCCAAUCAUGUCAGCAUCACCAACAGCAUCCUGCACAGCUACGACUACUGGGAGAUGGCCGACAACUUGGCCAAGGAGAACAGAGAGUUCUUCAACGACCUGGAUCUGCUCAUGGGGCCUGUCACCCUGCACAGCAGCAUGGAGCACCUGGUCCAGUACUCCCAGCAGGGCCUGCACUGGCUUCGGAACAGCACCCACCUGGCGUAGGGCCCCCACCCAGGAGCCGGACUGGGCUCUCGGCUGCCCCCCACGGACAGCUCACUGUUUCUGGACACUGUGCUACUGAAAUUCGCAGCCACAGCAGUUGAUCAAGUGGUGAUGAACAUUUCCUCAGCAUCAAGCAGCAGUUUUUUCCCCUCCCCAGGGCAUGUGUGUUUGUAUAUGCAGGUGUGCAAGAAGGUAUGUGUGUGUGUGUGCGUGUGUGUGUAAGAUACGGCUCUCCCACACUCUGUCUAGUUGUUGUAACCUCAGGCUAGACGAGAGCAUCAGAGGUAGCUGAUGGAAGGAAGUCUGCCCAUGCACACAUGCACACAAUCACAAAUACACACCUUCUGUUCCAGUGCUGAACCAUGACUUCUUAGAAGUUCAACCAAAAUCCCGUGGUUAGGCAACCAGGUGCAAUACAGCACACCCAGAGCUUGAGCGCCGCUUCAGACAGAGCAGGCUCUUAGGCUGUCAGUUACUUUCAGUGUUAAUGUGCUAUUCCCCCAGUUUCUUUGAUUGGCCUGUAUUUGUGGGUAAUGGAAUAAUGAAAACAGUUGGUUAUUUUGAUGCCAGGCAUUUACCGGGUUGCAUGUGCCCAAACAUCCCACCCUUCUCAUAACCGUUGCUCCCCUCAGUCCGACAUCAUCGUUGGCUCCAAACAAUCAAAUGGUCUAAUCCACAGCCUUCCCUGCCCCAGCCCAGAAUAGUAGAGAAAUGACCCCAGGAUUGGAUAAACACUCAGCAUCAUUAGGAGUUGAGCAAACGUGAAAGCAGUGCGGACUCAGGAAGUGCAGGCUACUGCACCUGUCACAGCAAGCCCUCCGGGCAUAGUCCCCGCCUCCCUCCUGCCAGUGGACUCACUCAGUGGCUGAAAAGCCAUGUGUGGUCUGCAAGCCAACACAUUAGCAGUCUUCCCAUGUCUCCGACAGCUUUCUUACCAAUUUUCUUGGCCAAAUAUGGACAUGACCCAGGGUGUCCCUUCGCUAGGUGCCUAUCAGGCCAAGUGCUGACCGCUGUCCUAAUGCCACGUGCCUCCCUCACUCCCCCUGCAGGAUGUGCCUCGGUAGGCCUUUCAUGCAUUUGGGCUUGAGGGCUAUUUUUCAGGCUUUGCUGAGCAAGCUGCUGGCAGUACAGGGGAAAUUAUUCCUGCAGUGGGCGCAGUUCUGUUUGGGGGAGCAGGGACCAGUGUGUCUUGCUUAUCUCAUAUGCAUCCGAUCUGUUUAUCCCCCGCACCCUUCCUUCUGUUCUUGUUUAUGAUUAUUAAGUAAGUUUACAUUUUACUUUUUUCAUAUCUUGUUUACAUUUUUUUGUCUGAAGUUUCUUUCUUUUAUAAUGUCUUGUCAUACCCUAGAUUUAGUCUUGUUAAAUGUUAUUUUGAUGUAAAAGAGUCACUUAAAAUGACUUCCCAGUAGAGCGUGUAUGUUACCACACUUUAAAACCAGAAAUAAUGUCCUUGAGGCCUCUUACUUGACAAAAUUGCACCAGGAUGGUCUGAGACAGACAUUGCGUGGGGCAAGCCACUUUCCAAGGCUCUCGGUGCGUAACGUGUGUUUUCACUGAUUGAGGUUCGCUUGCAGUGUUAACAUUUGGGUCAGCUUGAUCUGUGGGUGGAAAAUACAGUCGCCACCAUUCACUAGUUUUAAGCACUGAUUAAAAACUAUACUAAUGAUUGAACCACUUUGGUAAUUUGAAGUUAAUUGAAAACUGAGCGAGUAAAGGGCUAUGAAACUGGUAUCUGUCUUUGGCCUCCAAACGUUGGGAAAUGUGAAGCGUUUCCAUUCUGCGUGCUUCCGCCUAAGGUGCUUCUUCAGUCCCUUCGCUGGUUGUCAGAAUUCAGGACCCCAUCUUGUGUGGGAGAUUUUGAAUCAACUGAAGAAGUUGGAGUGGGUUGUUUUGUUUUGUUUUCGUUCAUAGCAGGAUUGAAACUUUGUUCUACUUCAUUUCUGGUGACUUCCUGUGAAACCUUCAAACUGUCACAUGGAGGGCUGACGUAGGCAGCCUCUUAUGCAUCCCCCAAAGAACUGCCCAGAUCUUCAAAGUUGCAGUCCUGGGUGUGCUUACCCACAAAGCCCUGCAGAGACAGGUGGGUGGCGUCUGGAUGGCUGUGUCGAUGGUGUCUCUACACUCUGAGGACCCAGGUGGUUCCCAGUCUGAUUUCUUGAAACUGGCCAUGUUGGGGGUAUGCCAUGCUGGGGGCUGGCCAGAGUGUGCAGGUCCUGGCAGUCUCCUUUCGCCGUGGAGCUCGCUGGGCCAGUGGUUUCUGUUGGGUUUGGUGUAGAUGAUUCUGGACAGGAACCAUCUUCUGAUUUUUUGCUUAUGAAAGUCACUCAUCGCUCAGUCUUUCUGUUUUUCUUUCCAAGCCAAAAUAUCCUCCUGGUGUUUUCUGUGAUCAGUGUCAUAUUUUCUCAUCGUAAAAAGUCCAACACUUCAGAAGCGAAGAAGUUUAAAUAUCUUAACUCUGUGGUUGUCCCGUCUCCCCGAGACAAGCGCUCCCUGAAGGUUUGGUGUAUAUCCUUCCAAGAUCUCCUGCCUUUCAACCCGUGUUUGCUCUCACUUUUCUCCGUCUGAAGACUUAUUCUUUCCUUAGACACCCCACACCUCUCCAGCUGACCUUCUCCUGCUGUGACCUGAGAGGAUGCCCUCCUUUACAAUAGGGUUAGAGUUAUCUUUCAGAUCAAAAUCUUGCUCAGAAUUGUGCCUAAAGAACAAAGUUAGAACACAUUUCUGGAAACUUUGAAACAACAUAAAUGGAAGCUUAGACCAAUUAUAUUGAGAGGAAUGUGCUGGAAAAGUAAUCUAAAGCGUUGACACUAGGUUGAACACUUGUAAUGCAAUGCACUAAAACUCAUCCUACUGUGUACAACAAUGAUGUGUGUGCUAAUAUGUAAGUGAUGUGUACAUUUCUGACACCCCAUACAUAAUAUACACAGUUUGUAUAAAUGCAUACAUUUAGAAAUAUAUAUGUACAAUACAGCUAACACAAAACUAUAGUGCGCCUGACAGAUAGAACUAGUGCCUAACCAUGAGUAUAAGUCACUGCGUGUUCUCAUCACCUUGGAAGUGCAGUAAUUGUUUCAAAAUAAGAAUCCAUGCAGUCAACGUUAUUUAAGAAUCACAUCUUUGAAACUGUGCAGUAGCAUAUACAUAUAUAUUUUUAAAUAACAUUUUUCACGGUUUUCCAGAGUUGCUGUUGAAAUCUGUAUCACCAAAAGAAAAAACGAAAACAAAAGCAAGAUUUUUUUAAAUGACGUAGAUACCCUUCAGACCCAGUAAUCUGUGUGUGAUUUCCUGUUUGUAGAUACCCAAGAGACUUUAGCAGUCACCAGCCUUAAUGCAUGUACAGGAUAUUAUUGUGACUUAAUUUAUCUUGCAGUUUUUAAUCCAUGUGAAAUUGGGAUUUAUAAACGGACUUGGAUUAAAUAUGUCUGCCUUUCUAAGGUUACAAAUGUUACAUUAAAUGAUUUAUGUUGUA
Molecule: messenger RNA, 7315 nt
Organism: Ochotona curzoniae (black-lipped pika)
Lineage: Eukaryota; Metazoa; Chordata; Mammalia; Lagomorpha; Ochotonidae
Gene: AFF3
Product: AF4/FMR2 family member 3
Exons: 24
Coding region: 88-3846 (1252 amino acids)
Biological process (GO): regulation of gene expression
Cellular component (GO): super elongation complex; nucleus
Source: RefSeq, a predicted model, not a curated record